UUUCGAACAUCGUGAGCAAGAUUAUUGCCGAAGUUUAAUGAAGAAAGAUUUACGUAUCAUGGCCAAUCAGCAAUCACAUGAACCACAAUAUUCUACGUCCAUGAGUAAAAGUGGUCUUAGUCCAGAAGAGACAAAGGAGCUGAUAAACAGCCACACAAGCAGUGUAUUCGCUGAAUUACAAAUUACAGAGGAGGUUAAAAAGAUAAUCGAAGAUUGUAAAAAUGAUGUGAUAUGGAAGCUGUCUUAUUCCAUAAACAAGGAUGGAAAUAUGCAUAAAGGUCGACGUUCUGCUGAACUCUGGAAAGAGCUUGGUGUAAUACCCGCUCCAACUUCCGACGGCCAGGGAGCCCCGAGUCCAUUAAAAGUUAAAGAGCAAGGUUUGGACGAAGGGCUGACAAGUGUAGAAGAAAGCGCGCAAAGUUACAUAACCCAUCUCAGCCAGACAAAAGAUAAUUCCCAAAUGAAAUUGUUUACAUGGUUACAUAAAAAAGGGUUGCUGGGGUUUAAAUGCGACGACGUCAAAGGUGUUCUUUUGAAAGAAAAUGGAGAAAGGCUCAAAUGUGUGGAGCUUUGCGACGCUCUCGACGAGACAGCAAAGAAAAUCGUGUGUACAUACGUGAGUGAUUCACGCGCUGGAUCAGCUACAGGAAAACACGAACUUCAAACUGAAUACGAGGAGCCGCAAAGGCAAUGCCUAAUAGUUGCGAUCUUUCGAAUUGCUACAGCAAUACUACAGAAAGAUAACAUUUUUUCGGAUAAGGGAUACAAGCAAUGGAAAAAACAUUUGUGGAUGAUAGCCUCGUUUGCAACGUUGAACAUUGCACUAGAUUUGUUUAAAAACUAAAAGCCAUUUUUUUGGUUAAAAACGUUUAUCUUGUGCUUUUUUACUUAAGUUUAGAUUCGAUUUUAACAUAAUAACCGGCGUAAUUCUUCAAGGCUAUGUUACCUAAAGCUGUCAAGAAUAUUAAAGAAUGUUUUGUUUACGGUUGAUUUUCAGUACCGAUUUGCAGGUGCCGUGGCUCAAGAAUUAAACGCUAGCAUGCGCCUGCCGCGUUCUUGCACGCGGGUUCGAUCGAAUCCCCUCCGGGCUACUUUUUCCCCUCCGGUCAUUUAGUACAUUUUGGGAUGUGACCGGCUGCCCGUCAAAUAGUCACAGGCCUUUAUAUGUAUGUAAUGAUUAAUACGAAAUGUUAAGGCAAGUAGUAAACUUUUGUUUGUACGGCUCAAUACGCAUGAUAUAGUCAACAAACCAUGUGCUUU
Molecule: messenger RNA, 1260 nt
Organism: Dendronephthya gigantea
Lineage: Eukaryota; Metazoa; Cnidaria; Anthozoa; Malacalcyonacea; Nephtheidae
Exons: 2
Coding region: 38-844 (268 amino acids)
Source: RefSeq, a predicted model, not a curated record